UCGUGUUCGCUGCGCUGUGGAUUGUGCGCCACAGCAGACCAAGACCAGGGCAGACAGUUGUACGGCAGCUACAGCAUUUACUCUGUUACCGGAGGACGACUGUUCUCAGUCCCUGAGGUUCACUGCUGUUUGUGCAGAGUCCCGUAAACUGAGCCUGUACCUUAACGCUGGCGCAUCCCUGAAAAUACCCAGAAUAUUGUUUUUUUAAGGAACAUUUCGCGAAGUCGGUUGUGAUAAUCCCCCUUUUUAUUUUACCAAGAGACGCACAAAAGACGCACUCCCAAGUCCACCUGGAUAGCUGACAAAGCCGUCCGGUCCGGUUCGAGGUCCAGUGGGGAGAGACGGCGAGGAGAAGUUAGCGCGGAAGGCAAGAGCAAGAAAGAGAGGAAGACAGGAUGAAUCUCAAGAGUCAUUUGAUUUUCACCCUCUACACUAUUUAUGGGAUUCUUCUCAAAGUGAUGGCUUCAAAAGGCAAAGUUCGAGGCAUCAGCGGUCAGUACCCUCUGGUUCAGAACAUGACGGUGACAGAGGGUGGGACAGCGAACCUGACCUGCCGUGUGGAGUAUAAUGACAACACCUCCCUCCAGUGGUCAAACCCAGCACAGCAGACCCUCUUUUUUGGGGACAAAAAAGCUUUAAGGGACAACAGGAUUGAGCUGGUACAUGCAUCUUGGUCGGAGCUGACCAUCAGUAUCAGUGACGUCACGCUGUCUGAUGAAGGCAUGUACACCUGUUCUCUCUUCACCAUGCCCGUCAGAACAGCCAAAGCCUACCUGACGGUUCUAGGUGUGCCAGAGAAGCCAGAGAUCGAUGGCCUGAUGAAGCCUGCCAUGGAGGGAGACCACAUCACUCUGACCUGCAUCACUCAGGGCAGCAAGCCUGCCGCCGACCUGCGCUGGUUCAGGAAUGAAAAGGAGAUCAAAGGUGCCAAAGAGGUGAAUGCAAGCGGGAAGACAUUUACAGUACGGAGCUCUCUGCAGCUGCAUGUGGACAGAAAUGAUGAUGGAGUGGCCUACACCUGCAAAGUGGACCAUGUGGCACUCACACAGACACCACAGCAGGCCACUGAAGUACUGGAGGUCCACUAUGCUCCUCGUGUGGAGAUCAUCCACUCCCUUGCAGUCCCUCAGGAGGGCCAGUACCUAAAGUUGGAGUGUAUGUCCAAAGGAAACCCCCCGCCGGAUCCUGUGAUGUGGACAAAGGACGGGGGUGAACUUCCUGACCUGGACCGGAUGAUCGUAGAGGGGAGGGAGCUCACCUUUACUUCACUCAACAAGACAGACAAUGGCACCUACCGCUGCGAAGCUAGCAACCACCUUGGGACCAGCAGUGCUGAAUAUGUACUCUAUGUCUAUGACGUCCCCACAACCCUGCCUCCAUCCACCACUCCCCCCCUACAUCCCAUCCCUCCAGAUCCUACUGCUCUAUUAGGCACCCACGCCUCAGACCCCACAGUCACUGGCAACAGAGAUCCAAACGCUGUGGGGCAGCACGGCACUGACCAUGCCUUGAUCGGAGGAGUGGUGGCUGUAGUGGUCUUUGUCACCUUGUGUUUAAUCAUUGUCCUGGGAAGAUACCUGGCCAGGCAUAAAGGAACAUACUUGACAAACGAGGCCAAAGGAGCGGACGAUGCGCCCGAUGCCGACACAGCCAUCAUCAACGCUGAGGGCAACCAUGCACACGCAGAAGAAAAGAAAGAAUACUUCAUUUAGACUGCAGAGGAGCUGUGCAGCUCUCUCCUUCCCCUUUCCCCCUCUUUCAAUCUCUGUAUCUCUAUUUCUCCCUCUCUCUCUCUCUCUCUCUCUCUCUCUCUCUCUCUCUCUCUCUCUCUGUCUCCCCCUUUUCUUCUCCACCUCUGACCACUGUUCCCGUCGUGUCAACGAGGAACCCGCAGGCAGUCCACAGACAGAGAGGUUCCCCGAGUGUUUUCCUAUUAUUGCCUUUUUGUUAAGCCCAUUUCUAUCAUUUACAUCUCGUCCUUUAUUUUGUUCUUUCUUUCUUUUUUGGCAGCCAGUGUUCACAGGCAGCUUGCCAUUGCUGCUGAAGUUGUCCCCUUUCUCAUAUUGUUCCUCAUGUUUGACAUGAAUGCCUGGAAGUCUGUAUAUCUACCAUGACUGCUUCUUACAUGGCCCCCUGUUCAUCCUCUCUCCUGUUUUCCCCCAAGCAGACACCCAAACACAUAACUAUAUCCCCUUUGUUCACACACAACCACAAACACAUAUCAUAUCUCACAUCAACACGGUGCCUAAAAAUACAGACGCCACUGAACUUCUGUCAAUGCCUUCAUGUAUCGUCUGUCAGUAGCAAUGUAAAUGCUUCGUAGAUGGUUAACUCGACCAUCAUUUCAUUGCUUAGCUCACAGCUUUUGAUUAUGCAUCGCGUCUUUUUUAUUUGAAUGAAAAAUCUUUGCUGUUUUACGCCUUAUACAUGUCUAUCACACUGAAUAUGGUACUUUUAGAUGAUCCACCUCCCCCCUACCCCAUCCCCUCUCAACAGACUUGUAAUUAAAACAGUUGACCCUUGUAAGAUAAGAAGAAGGUUUUGUGUAAAACUGUAGCAAGGUUUGUCAGAUAAGUAUAUAAUAUGAUUUUCAUUAUUAGGGUAUGGGUAAUAAAGGCUACUGUGGUAUUGUUUAGAGCAGAGAAUACACAAAGCAUUCCAUCAAAUAAACUCAAUCAAGUAUAUCAAACCAUUUGCUAAAUCUGCUGUCCCUAUGUACUUUUGUCUGUAUAUCCCUGCACUGUCCAGGCUGCAGUUUAGCGAAACACCAACACCUUCAGUGUCCUCUUGACAGCUUACGUAGUUUGUGAUCCACAUUAAGGGUUCAGGUGUACAGAAAGAGUCAAUCUCCUCUCUCUAAAAGCUGUAUAAAUUGUACUGAAAUGAGUUUAGCUUUUCACUUUGAAUUAUUUUGUUUAUGAUUAUGUCACAUUGGAAUAAUAUUAAGGCUGAAGGACCCCAUGAAAUGUAAAAUUAAUCAUUAGGAGUUAAUACAGACAAAAACAGGUACUCAGUUACAGUAUGUACAGGCAAUUUAGUGUUAAAUUAGUUUUCCUCACUCUUUCACUAAUGUCAUUUUGAUUGAUACCUCUUGUGCACUUGGGGUCCAGGCAGCUUUCCACAGUGGUUUGUACACACAUUUCUGUUCAUUAAUUGGCUCACAGAGAAGCAUCCAAUCAUAGUAUUACAACGGUAUCUACAAACAGUAAUAACAUCAGGUUGACUACAAAUCCUUUUUUGUUUGUAUUGUCACCUCCAAAUUUCUGUUUUCCAGUUUCUAACGAUGGAGUUAGAUAUCACCAACAUGUUGCACACUCCCAUGUCUUAAACUGCAUAAUUUCUCUUCUUAUUUCCAUUUUGUCAGAGUCAUUCUCCAUGAACUGAACUUUGAUUUCCAUUUCAUGGGGUCUUCAAGCAAGAGAAAAAAGGGAAAUAGUGUGUGAGUGCUGGGUCAUAGAUCUGCAGGGGCCUCCUUUCCAAACCUAAAAAACUGACAAAUAGAGAAGCACAAUAAUGUCUGAAUGAGUAUGUAUUCCUUUCCCAACGACUAGAUCGCCUUGGGAUGGUUCUCCUAUUAAAAUGGGUGGUGAAAAGCUGACAAGGCUGUCUUUGAUUCAAUUCUGAAAAAAAAAAAAACACAGCUCAUCUUUUUGAAAAUGUAAGCUAAAUCAUGUUUUUUAGAAAAAUGAUGUUUCUAAUAUUUUUGGUUUAAAUGGUUCUAAGCUCCCCGCUGUAUAUUGUGUCUGCUAAAAUGUGGUUGAUUGUGAAAAUUGCUGUUAAAUUCUGGAUUCCCAUAUUCCUUAAAAUUUGUAUAUUAGCCACCUUAUCUAUUUGCUUUUUUUCAUUUUUGAUUGCAUACUCCUUAUUAGAAAACUUUGAAACAAGUGUAUUUUGUUUUGGCACAAGGCAUGUAAAUAAUGUGUGAAAACUAAACUUUGGUAAUACACAUUAGCAUGUUUUUGUUUGGUUCUUUUUCAUGUUUAAUUUAUUUCAAUUGAAUUUAUUUAAGAAAGAACCACAAUGGAAAUAUGUUUGUAACUUAAUAUUGGAGAACAGUGGCUUUGUGUGUUUGUGGCAUGCUCUUGGGUGCUACAGAACUGAAGGAUUUGGUGUUAGGGAAAAUAUGAUAAACAACGAAAGAAAUUUACAAAAUUAUCUGGACAAAUUGUUAGCCUUUUGUCCACAGAAAUAUGACAAAAUGUGCAUCUGACUUCACCAAAUCCUUCAAUUGGAAUUCAAAGGCAUUAAAAGAAGUUUUACCUUCAUGUUGGAGGCAAUGAAAGUUUCACACACUAAAAGAAACUAUCCUAGUAAACAACUUCAGUUUCUUUUCAUAUAUCCCUGCCAUUUGUCUUUCAUCAGUUUGCAGGAAUUUGGCUGAUUUACUCUCCUGUGAAAGAACGAUAAACAUGUGGCCUCUGGAACUAAAGACCUAAAGACAAGGCACUAAUCUACUAAGAGGGAGCAAAUUAUUACCAAGGGCAAUAAAAUAGUGGGCCCAGCUGUCUCCAAUUCGAUGGCCAAUUUACAACAUUAUGCAAAUAAGGUCAGCAAGUAAGGUCUUUUUCUGUGUGUGUUAUAAGUCAAGCACUGCUGGAGUGAAUCACUAGUUGGGAAUCAUUAGAUUGAUCACCUCACAUGUAGAAAUGUAGGUUUUAUAUGAUUUUAAAUGCAUUAAUUAUUAGUUUUUAAAAUGCAUAAGCUUUGUUAAAGUUUCCAUAUUUUACAAUAUCAGUGCAGUUCAACCAAUAGACCACGAUUUACAGGUUUAACUUCAGCCUCACCAUGAACCUUCAGUAGGUCCAGACUAAAGUGUUCUAGACUGGCUCUGGUCUUUAGAAACCUUCUGUAUCACAAGUGUGUAUAGAUACAUUUAUCACAAUGAUGUAAUGUCUUGUUCUUUUUUUUUUGUUAUUUUCUAUGUAGUUAUUUUUCAAUGUGUCUUAAAUCAAUGACGGUGUCAAUCAAACUUUCGAUUUUCUCUACGCUUGUGUAUCCAUCUGACAAAUAAGAGAGUGGUCGAAUCAAUUUGUUGAUUCUGAAGUCAGAAAAACAGGCUGUUUUAUAUUAAAUGAACACUCAUAAAUAACCAGGUCUGCUGUGAUGAGUUGGUGUUUGCAUUAGAAAUGAAACAGGUGCCAUUUACUGAAUUAUGCACUCUGACUAAUUUGAUGGAUACUUCUUAGUGAAUGGUGAAAUGUAUUUUGUUUUGUAAAUAUUUGUUUUGACAUGACAGUAAUGAGCUAAUUUGUUGCAAAUGGCUUUUUAUGAUAGUUAGACCAAACCUGAAUCUUUUUUUAAUUUGUUAUUCUAACAGCCUGGCACAUACCAUCAUGCACUAUUUUGCUAUGACAGAAUCAACUGUAGCUUGGGGUCAGUUAUUAGUCGUAUUUCUUUUUUGUUGUCGGUUGAAACUAAGCUUUAAACUUGUUGCCUCCUGGUUUUCCAACAUAUAUCAGUUAACAUCCAAUAGAUAAUGGGCCUCUAAUUUCUAUCUAAAAAAAAAGAUAGUAAUAGCACUAAUGUAGUUGCAGCGACGUCUUAUUUGGGCAGAAGUCCAUUUUUUUAAUUCAUCUCCAUUUGGCUCAAACGAACCCACUUUCUUUGACUAAAGGUGGUAGUGGUGCAGCUGAGGUUUUGUGUUUAUGCAGAUCAGGCAGUGCAGUACUGGCAGUAAUUUUGGCAUACUUGUGCACAAUUUUGUGAACAAUUUUCAUUUUGGCAGUUUUGUACAGGUACCGACCAAAAAACAUUCAUGUAUGCAUAAGUUUGAAUGCUCAUUAAUUACAUAUUUAAUGCGAUUGAAGCAGUUUAUAAUGGGUUCAAUUAAUGGGAGAUUUCCAGCAGUACUGUCAUUAACAACUGCUUGUACAUCGUAGUAUCGUUUCCUUUCAGGUGAUUAAACCUGUAGCCAUCAGCAGUAGGAGUCAUAUGUGUGUGUUUACCUGUAUUAGGCAACAGACAGUAAUGACAGAAACACAUUUUAAUAUAUUAUAAGUUAAUGUAGACGUUGACUAAGUGCACUGAUAUAAUUAUUUUAUAAAAUAACAUAUAAUUUCACAACAUUUCAGCUAGUCCUGAAAUGUAAAUUAAUCUUAAAAAAGGGAGAAAAUCCUUGGACACAUAUUUGGGGAGCUGUUUAUUCGUGCCUUGUGACUCUGCACCUCCAGUUUACUCCUUUACCCUCCUCCCGCCUGUCUGCUUCUUUUAAAGAGGGAUGAGACGAGCUGAUUGGUGAUUGUUGAAGCUCGUACAAACUGCAUUAUGUAUUCCAUCAUGCUACAACCUUUUCAUCCCACUGUACUACCCCAGGAGCACCUCUGGUCACAGAAUAUUGCAGUUAGUCAGGCACACACAUUUGGCUCCAAGUUUGCCCUGGCAAUUGUAUCCAUAUUCAAGAAAUUAGAGGCCCCUACCAACUAAAAACUCAGAAUCCCUGAUUAAAAAGGGAUGAAUAAGAACGUAAUGGCCACUUUGAGUCUAUCCAAAAUCCUUUUCUUUUUCAACUGGUUUAUAUUUUGUUUUAACUCGUGGUUUUGUUGGUUCUAUUCUUCAUAGCAGCAAUGAUGGCAUGACAUGGCCCAGUCCAGUCCUAUCUCUCCUCCUCUGACCUUUCAUAUGUCUUUGCUGUACAGUUUGGCUUCAGUGCACUUCUUUGUUCCUCUGCAAUAUUGACACUAGUAUCAAUCAGUCCAAUCUCCAAAUUGUCACAAUGAUGACAGCAACAUGUGACACAAUCACAUGAAGUGAUGUUUUGAUCUUUUAUUUUGUUUUUGAUUAUAUGAUUAUGAUUAUAUCUGUUUCUUUUGUUUUGCAUCUCAGGAAUAUAUUUCAUUUAGAGACUUUUUUGUUUGUCUGUUUUCUGUCUUAAAACGGGGACUCAUGAGCAUUCCCACUCUGCAAGUCCCAGAAUGCUGACACCAUGUAUUUUGUUGAGUUUAAGAUUAUCACAAUGUUAAUAAAAUUAUUCAGUGAUUCUUCAGUAAUUCUGUCAUCUUGCUGUCAUUGGGAUAUUAGACUUAAGAAAGAGUUUUUUGAUAUGAUCACUGACUUGAAAUACUGAUUUAGAAAUAUGCUGCAAAUAAUCAUGAGUUUCAAGAAUGAUAGAAGUUGUGUUCAUACACGAUGUUAUCUAAUUUUAGCUUAUGGUGUGUAAGCAGUUCAAUGCUUUUGUUCUCUUUGUAGCAACACAUCUUUAUGUAUAGCAGUCAGUCACUCACAAAAUACAGAAUAUCCACAGUAAAGUUCAGUAAAGAUCAGGAUUAGAGCUAGACACAUUAGUUCAGCUUCUGAUGUACCUUGGUGAAAUAAGAGGUUUCAUAUCAAGCUGUACUGAGAGGGCUUGAUUCAAUAUAUUGCACCGUAAUGGAGGUGUUUUUCUCCCAUUGUCUGUGGGAUUUAUUAUAUUUAAUUUAGAGGUUUGUUCUCAUGUAUGAAAUAAAAAUUGUUGAAUAAAUAGUUGCCAAAACGC
This is a messenger RNA of Dicentrarchus labrax (European seabass), 7471 nucleotides long. RefSeq names its product cell adhesion molecule 2a (gene cadm2a). The record is from RefSeq and is a predicted model, not a curated record. The coding region runs from base 396 to 1712 and encodes 438 amino acids. NCBI's taxonomy places the organism in Eukaryota, Metazoa, Chordata, Actinopteri, Moronidae. The transcript is spliced from 11 exons.